This is a messenger RNA of Phytophthora megakarya, 1185 nucleotides long. The record is from the annotation of a GenBank genome assembly. Lineage: Eukaryota; Oomycota; Peronosporomycetes; Peronosporales; Peronosporaceae.
AUGCCCUGCUAUUCCGACUCUGAUACUGGAAUAUCUCAGUCAGCCUUCCGAAAAUUCGGCAACAAGCUAUACCGUACCUGUCUCACGAAGGCUACCCCGAAGAUUGCCAAGAGUGUUCAAGACCUACCUUUCCCGUCGACUCUGAAGGGCGUUCAGUCGUUCUUGGGAAGCCUGAAUUACUAUAACAAGUUUAUCGAGGAUUUGCCUGUUGUCGCGGCUGUACUUUACGAGCUGGAUGAGGAUCGCAUUCGUGCCGGACAAGAUUUGGAUAAGGCUAAGGAAGCGUUCGAGAUUCUGAAACGUAAGAUUACAUCAACGCCGCUGCUGCGCCAUCCAGAUUGUACCAAGCCGUUUGUUAUCAUCCCACAUGCAAACCCCUGGGCGGCUUGUGCCGUCCUCGGACAGGAACAUGAGGGGAUCAUUCAACCAGUGCGCUUUACAGGGCGAGUUCUGAACGAGUCUGAACUCAGAUACCACAUCGUGGAGAAGGAGGUGCUGGUCAUCCUGCGAGUCUUAGAGCAAUUCCCCCCGUUACGGUUCAGAGACACCGAUCAUAAUAUAUACCCGUCAAAUUCUGCCGAUGGCCGUCACCUUAAGUGGGGUCUAGAAUUGUCGAAGUGGACUCUGGAACUACGCCGUGUGCAGCGCGAUGAAGAUGGAUUAGCUGCCAUCCUCGGUGCAGGUAUUACCCCCAGGGAUCAUUUAGACGAAGUCGCUGAAAACCUGAUCCCGGCUAAGGGGCGAAUCAAGGCACCUCUAGUAUAUGUUCUGAGCUUCGAUGGUGAAUCCAAGGUCUCCACUAGACAGGGAAGUAGUGGAUGUAUUUUGUGGUGUUUACCCGGCUGGCAUGUCCUGAGCGCCCAAGGUUUCCCUUUGGAUGAUGUGACUGUGAACCAUGGAGAGUAUCAUGGGUUGAUCAAAUGUUUGGAGCUGGCCGUCGACCGCGGUUUCAGAUAUCUGGUUGUAGUCGGCGAUUCCAGAAUCGUAAUCCAACAAGCGCAAGGGUUGAUAGGUUGCCACCAGCCUAAUCUGCAACGUCGACUUGCUGAGUAUGAAGCCUUGAAAGUGAAAUUCGGCUCCGUACGGUUGGUCCACGUCAAACGCAAUUAUAACCAGGCAGCAGAUUACCGACGAAGACAUUGGCACUCGGGAAAGCGUGGGUGGUGGAAGAUGCGGAUGAACUGA